CUACGCCCACUCCCCUGAUCACCCUCAUUUGCGCAGCAUGUCCUCUGGCGCGGGCAUAGCCCCUACAGAGGACCCCUUUGGCGGACGCGCCUUCAUCUCCCCCGCCAAGAUCCGCGUGCUCCUCACCCCCUCAGGACCAAACGUCUCACCAGCAGACUUUGAGCGAUGGGCAGCCGUGGUUCGCUCCUUUGAGUCGAUUCGCCUUGCUGACCUGCCCGUCUCAACUAAUGGUAGACCGGGUCCUGCAGUAGGAUCAGCGCUUCAUCGCUUCGGAGAGGUGCAUCUCUCCUUUGUCACCAGCUAUGAUCCUUCACAUUCAUUUCUGGCGCCUUUCGCAAUGCAUCGCCAAGUCUUGGGAGUUUUGGCGCUCGGGAGCUUAGAAGAGGGGAAGGGCAAGGAUUACGAGAAGGUACCGGGAGCAUUGAGAGAGCUACACCCGAAUGCGAUUGUGCAUAGGGCAUUUCUGUUUGAUACCAAGGCGGGCAAGGAAGGUGAUAAGGGGCAUUCAAGGCAGUCCUCAGUCAAGGACCCAAUAGAGAGCGCUCGCAACAGUAGUGCCGACCAUGAGAGGACUGCAAGCGGUAGUGGUAGUGGUGAGGGUAGCGGAGACUCAUCCUUCAGCUCGCCAUCGACAGACACUAUGGCAGGCUUCGCAGACACGGCCAACUCAGGGCUCGUCAUCUUUCCCGCGGUACGCAGAGACGGCAAAGAUGUGCGCUUCUACCUGCGAACACUGCUGCGCGACUUCCUCGGCACCCUUCUCGAUGGGCUUUGGGACGUCGUGGCUGCGCUAGAGGGCAAAUCGCUCGAGACGCCUAGGGAGACGCUCGAUGGUAGCCUGGUGACAUCGUCCUCCAGCUCUGCCGGCACGAGCUCGGCUUCGUCGACCUCAUCGCAGUCGACAUCGCUGGCCACAUCGCCCUCGUCCAGCUCAUCAUCAGCAGCAUCGCGAGCGUCGUCCUUUUUCUCAUCAUUCGGCUCCUCGUCGACUUCAUCCUCAUCACCAGUCGGCGGAGGCACCCUUCCCGAUGCUCUUAGCCACGGCUCAGCAAACGGCAACUCCAAGUCAGCCGUGUCGCAGAGCUCCGCCGCGCGCUCAUCCAAGGUCAAGCGCUCCUCAAGCCUCGUCGGCGCCGGCCCAACGGGUGCAGGUCGUUACGCCAAAGUACGCGCAGACUACGCGCUCCUCUCAGGCGACCUCUGGGGAGCCCUAGGCGGGUACGACACCUGCAUGAGCUGGCUAGGCAAGGAACGAGCCCUUGCUGGUGGGCAGGAUGCAGUCUGGUAUGCAAGCGCCCUGGAAGGGUGGGCUGUAGCACGCUGCCUUGUAUUCAGGAUGAGCGGGCUGGAGGAAAAGGGGCCGAAUCUUUCUUUGCCCACCGGCGGGGCAAAAGAGAGGGACAAGUCGGCCAAAGCUGCUGUACCAGAGUCGCCCUUCGCCAAAUUAGAAUGGGCAGACGUGGCCGAGGCCUACUCCCUCGCCCUGGACAUCUACUCCAAGACCUUGGCUCCACCACGCUACCUAGCCGAAUCUGCCCGGUCGGUAAACAGCGAGACGCCUCGCGACUACACGCACCCUCUCAUCCACGCGUCAGCCUGUAUAGCCUACUCCCGACUCCUCUUGGCCGUGUGGGCCUCAAGCGGGUGGAAUGCGGAAUGCUUCGACCAGCUCAUCUACGGAGGCGUCCCGCCGUCACUUGUGGAAGAUGCACGACCGGGUCCAGCGAUGUAUGCUGCCCUUUCUAAGGCGUCGGUCGUACAACGACACGAAAUCGCGGCUCCCGCUUCACUAGCGCUCAGCCACUCUGUAUCAGCACUCAAGCCGCCAGACCAGAUCGCGAUCCUCUGCUCCCUCGCAAACGUCUUCGGAUGCAUAGGCUUCCUGAGGCGUGAAGCAUACCUGCUCCGCCAAUUGCAGGCUGCCGUCGUGUCACUGCUCGCUCGUGCCCUCCUUCUUCACCCUCGCGAGCCGCGCACUCUCAGCAUGGCUCUUUCGCAGAUCGUUGGAUCCGAGCAUCGCGCCCUAGGAGGGGCGGGGACGAUGAUCUCUCAGACUCUCACGAGCGGCUUAGGAGAAGGCGCGGACGCCGUAUUGAUAUUGGCUCUACAGAUCUGCGAGACCUACGGCGUGAAUGUAGACGUCGAGCCCCUCAAGGGGGUGCCGCCGAAUCAUAUAUUGUCCAAGGCGGCUAGGACGGGCAAGACUACGGCGAGGGGGGAGCCAUUACUGCCCAGAAGGGCGAAAGACACAGCGACUGCGAGCGCUCGCCAGUAUGCUAGCGAGGCAGAUCACGAGACAGGAGGUAGCACCGGUGCUGAUGAGCCGAUCUUUGGCUGGCUCGACCUCCAGGUCGCCUUGUUGAAGGAUACGAUCUGUGUAGCCGAGAUGCUCCAGGACCAUGUCGGCAUGGCUUUCUUUGCUGCCAUCCUCCUCAGGGACUAUCACGAGGUCCUCUCCGGCGAUGAGCAACGCAGCCUAAUGCGUGGCUUGGCGAGAUGCGUCACUACGGCUAGGUGGGGAGACGCAAGGGAUCUGGAGGUGCUCUACUGGGGACCACCAGAGCCGUUAUAUACGGUCGAGGGAACUGGGCCAGGGGAGCUGGGAAUACCCGUUGAGAGGCCGGGCAAGGAGCUGAGAGAGGCAGACGAGGCGGAAAAAGCUGGAACUUCGGCGUCGACUUCGACCAUUGCUGGGCUCAACAACCCCUUCUUCUGGAAUCCGACGUCCCGAAGUGGCACAGCGGGCUCCUCGACGAAGAACAAAAGCAAGGAUUCCCUGCUUCUUAUGCAAGGAGAAGAAGCCGUUUUCCACAUCACGCUCCAAAACCCGUUCAAGACGACCCUGGAGCUUACAAAUGUCAAGCUCAGCACUCGCGGCGCCCCAUUUGAGGCUCACGCUUUACCACAGGUGCUCCUUCCGGCCCAAUCCUACACAACGGUACGGCUGACGGGCGUGUGCAGCGUACAGGGACCAGGCAGUGAGGCUGGGAGCGACCGACUGACCGUCCAGGGCUGCUUCUUGACUUUGUCUGGCUGCACAGAGCGGGAAUUCCGUGUGCAUACGUACGACGAGGCAGCGCACAAGGUCAAAGAGGCAAGCGAAGCAGCCGCAGACGAUAGGCGGAGCAGACUCAAGGUCAGCGGAUUGGACGCUCGUCCGGCUUUCGUGGCACAGAGACGAGCGCUUGAAGGUCACGCCGAGCGUACAGGGUCAACAGGGGCAAAGAAGGCAGGCGCAACCCCUCAGCUGCCGCAGGGUGGCUUCUUGACGUGUCGGGUCGUCCCCUCCCAGCCGCUCUUGCAGGUGGAUGCGCCUUCCUCUCUUACUCACGGGCGCUUGACGGUACUAGAGGGCCAGACAAUCCGUCUGCGGCUACGCCUCACGAACUUGUCCGACUUGCCGGUGGACUACCUCCGCUUCACACUGCAGGACGAUGCGACUACCUCAAUUCUCGCCGCGCUCAGGGAAGGAGAUGUGCUCCCCAGCGAUGCGUACCAUUUGGAGCGACAGCUCUCAGAACGGCCAGUCCUGUCCUUGCCUCAAGGCUUUAAGCCUCGAGGCAUCACUAUCCCACCCGGCCGCUCUGUGGUGGUAUCACUUCAACUGCGCGGUACAUUGGACUGCACUCGUGGCUCCGUGAGCGUCGACUACGCUUACGUGAAUGCGCCCGGACGUGGGGGCUUGGUCACGGAGGAGAGACGCGAUUUCUGGACUCGGAGUGCGCGUCUGGACUUCGGGGUUGAUGUACGACCGGUGCUGGAGUGUGGAGGAUGGAGGGUCGAGAGGAUGGACAGGAGGAACGCGGAGAGUGUGCUGAGGGGAGUGAAAGAUGGGGAGGAGCAGGGUGAGGUGAAUAGGUACAUGGUGGAUGAGAAAAAGGGGAGCGACGAGGAGAACGACUUGAUUAGUCUCGUCAGCCUCGAUGUGCGAAAUGUGCACCACAGAGAGGUGCGCGUCUCCCUCGAUGUCACCGAGGACGUCGAGGAGGCCUCUCUCGCCACCACCUCAAGCGGGUCAGCGGACUCAUACCCUCGCAAGCUCACCAUCAGCCAUCUCAUCCCAUCCGACCGGACAGUGCCCAUCUUCUUCACUCUCCCUCAACUCCCACUCAGCGCGGAAGAGCUUUCCAACAAGGAAAUCCCCUCUUCCUCCCUCGCCUCCAUGUCCGCCUCGACAGCUCAGCAAAGGCAGUUUGUCCUCUCCCGUUUCAAGCUCGACCCUGCCGAGGUAGAAGGAUCAAGACUGCGCUUUUGGAUCGGGGAAGAGCUGCGCCGCAGGCUUGCAGGGUCGCGAUGGUCUGAGGUGGAUGACUACUCUGGGAGAAGACGGAUAGCAUCGUCAAGCAGUGGAAGUAUCGCAAAACAGCAAGGCGACUGGAGCAACGCUCUGGCGGAAGCAUGCCAGGAUCUAGAUGAAGGCUUGUGCAAGCGCUUACUGAGGAGAGAGGUCGAGCUCAGCCUCGACGUGCUGGACCCGACCGGCUCAGCGCUUCAACUUGUCGAGCCAGAGCAAUUCGUCUCCUUGAGGCUACGGGUACGAAACGCCACCGCCCGUGUCUCAUCCCACGAAGGAGGAAGAUCACUUCGCCUUACCUACCGACUAGUCCCCCUUCCCGGCUCUGCCCUGUCCAGCUCCUCCCGGUCUAAUGCGUCUGCGGCUACGCCCAACACGCCUGCAGCGGGCACCACCGGCCCCUUGUUGGCGGCUGGGGCCCAUUCAACGGAUAGCGUGCUGAGCCAGGUUCUGGUGACGGAUGGGGCCUUGAGUGGGGCGAUGCUUGGCAGAGAGGAUGAUGUUGAAGUGACAUUGGCAUCAAGCUGGCCGCUGCUCUCGCCAGGGAAGGAAGCAAGCGUGCAAACGGGGCUCCUCUUCCUAGGCGAAGGUCUGUUCCGCUUUGUGGGCGUUGUCGAGGAAGCAGAUGCCGAUGAGGACGACGAAGAGGGGCUGACAGUCGCAGGGAAGAAAGUAGGGCCGCAGUCGAUGAGGAAGGCGCAUGCAAGGGCGGAGGUCAGUAUCGAUGUACGUGUGGUAAGGAGCGGCAAUGGCCGAGCCGUAGGCAGAUAGAGGCGCUGCAUAAUCUAUCAUACUCGCGCGUUGCGCUCUGGAUCUCAGUCGAUGUGAUGUAUUGACGUGGGAAUGAGAUUGAGCCUCGGCCCUUG
Jaminaea rosea is the source of this 5160-nucleotide messenger RNA. RefSeq lists its product as hypothetical. Bases 38 to 5065 code for a protein of 1675 amino acids. The transcript has a single exon. Gene Ontology annotation, cellular component: trans-Golgi network. Lineage: Eukaryota; Fungi; Basidiomycota; Exobasidiomycetes; Microstromatales. The record is from RefSeq and is a predicted model, not a curated record.